UUAGAACAGGAUUAAAAUAGGGCGCUCAACUCCGUCAUCAUGCAUUGGCGUUACAAUGCCCUUUGCCUUUAAGGGUCUUUCAAUCUCAAGAGUCUCCCCCUCUUCUAAAUCUACCUGACACACACAAUUAAGAAAAGCACCAUUUUUUAGACUGAAAUCAAUGUUGAGUUGUUAUAUAUAUUUUUAAUAUGAGAUAAAGAAAAAGGCGCUUUCAUAUUCCUCUGAACCUCUUGAAACUCUACUCCCAAGAAAACCCAUCCCUUCUCUCUUGGGGUACAGCUUGAUUUGCACAUUGCACAAGAUUUGAGCUCCUCCCCCUGUAUAAAGUGAACCCCAUCUGUUCUCUUGGGGUAUUGCUUGAUUUUCACAUUGCACAAAAAUUAAGUUCUUCCCUUUGUAUAAAGUGAACCCAUCUCUUCACUCUUGGGGCAUUGCUUGGUUUUCACAUUGCACGAAAGUUAAGUUUUUUCCCCAUGUAUAAGGUGAACCCAUCUCUUCUCUCUCGGGGUAUAGCUUGCUGACUUGCACACCUCACAAAAGUUGAGCUCCUCCCCUUGUAUAAAGUGAACCAUCUCCUCUCUGUUGAGUUAUAGCUUGAUUUUACCAUUGCUCAAAAAUUGAGUUCUUCCCCUUGUAUAAAGUGAACCUCAUCUCUUCUCUCCUGGGGUAUAGCUUGAUUUGCACACUGCACAAAUUUUUGAGCUCUUCCUCUUCCAAGUGCCCUCUUGAAAAUGGCCUCGACCAAACACAUGAAGAAGACAACAUCCAUGCGCUCCCACUCAUGGUGGUGGGACAGCCAUAUUAGCCCCAAGAACUCAAAAUGGCUCUCUGAAAAUCUUGAAGUGCCGAUGGAUCUUAAUCUUGCAGAGAUGGAUCAGAGUGUGAAGCGCAUGCUGAAGCUGAUUGAGGAGGAAGGUGACUCUUUUGCGAAGAAGGCUGAGAUGUACUAUGAGAGGCGGCCAUUGCUUGUCUCCCAUGUCGAGGAUUUCUAUCGCAUGUACCGUUCCUUGGCUGAGCGAUACGACCACCUGACUGUAGAGCUCAGAAAGAACAUGCCUUCAGUUCUCGAAGAGUCAGGAGACUCUCCAAGCCCUGACUCUUCCUCUACCCAUUCUCGGAAGUCCUCAAGGCCGAGGUCUAAGCAUAGAGCUGCGGGUUUUGAUGUUUUUCUGGGCUCUGAUAAGAGUACCACUGACCAUUCUCAAAGGGGAAGUGACUCGGGGUCCUCUUCAUCAGAUUCUGACUCAUCGUCGUCAAAUUCGGACUCUUCGAAUAAUAAGGAGUUUUCGGAGAAUGGCUCAGAUGGGGGGUUGAGGAGGAGGAUUUUGGAGCUGGAGGAGGAGCUUAGAGAGGUGAGGGAGAAGCUUAGGGUGGCAGAGGAGGCAAGAUUUUUGGGACCGAUGGCAGGUGGUGGAGAUUCAGUGGAGAGUCUGAGGGCGAUUGAGAGGGCUCGGGAGUUGGAGGAUAGCAAUGGGAAGUUGAGGGAGGAGAUUGAGAGGUUGGGGCUAGAGAUUGAGAGGGCAAAUGAGGAGAGAGAAAGGAUUAGGAUAAAGGCUCAAGAAGAGAGGGAAGAGCUCAAGGCUAGGUCUAGGUUCGAGAGAGAGGAGUUUGAGGUGAGGGCUAGGGUCGAAAGAGAGGAGCUUGAGGCAAGAUCACGAGCAGAGAGAGAGGAGGUCGAGGAGAGGGCUCGGUUAGAGAGAGAAGCAUUAGAAGCAAAAGCUCAAAAGGGGAUGGAAGCACUGGAGGCAAAGAACCAGAAGGAAAUACAAGAUCUACUGGCAAAGGCUUCAAUGGAGAGGGAUGCAGUGGAGGCAAAGUAUCAAGAAGAGAGAGAUGGCCUGGUGGCAAAAGAACAAGAGGAGAGAGCGAGGCGUGAGACAAAGGCUCAGGCAGAAAGAGAAGAGAUCGAGGCUCGGGCUCGGCUAGAGAGAGACGCACUAGAGGCAAAGACGAGGCAGGAGAGAGAAACCCUGUUGGCAAGAACCCAGAUAGAGAAAGAAGAGUUUGAAGCAAUGGCCAGGGCAGAGAGAGAAGUGCUAGAGGCGAAGGCAAAAGAGGAGAGAGAGGCGCUCGGGGAGAGCGUCAGAGAGGCCGACAAACACUUGCACGAGCUGCACCUCGAUCAUGCGAGGCUCAUGGAAGUGGUGCAGGCAGGUGGAGCCCGUAUCGUCGAGCUUGAGGCAAAGGUGAUGGAGCUCAGAGAGGAAAAGAGAGAGGCAAUUCGGCAGUUGUGUUUCUCUCUCAACCAUUUCCGUGAUGGGUACCACCAGCUCAGGCAGGUGCUCCAUGGCCGGCCAGCUGGAGUCUCAGUUGUCUAGGGGUAUUUUUAUCUUUUAUUUCUGGGUGCUGGGAGAAGUUUGAAUCUCCCUUUUGGAAAAAUAUGAGCGUUCUUAAGAAAGCUUUGGUGAAUUUGUGAACUUGGAACUCUCUUGAGUGUUUAUUUCAAUCCAAUGGCACAAUACAUGGUAUGAUGGGAA
Messenger RNA from Amborella trichopoda, 2477 nucleotides. NCBI's taxonomy places the organism in Eukaryota, Viridiplantae, Streptophyta, Magnoliopsida, Amborellales, Amborellaceae. The record is from RefSeq and is a predicted model, not a curated record.